UGAGUGACAGCGAUGGUGGCCAGUCCGCGCCGUGCGGAGGGGGGAUUAACCCUGCGUUCGCCGGGGGGAGUUCCUGUCUGCCUGUCCCUGCUAGGGAAGGAGCCACUGCGUUUCUUUGUGUCGGGCGCCCCGCGCUCCCAGCCCCUGCGGAAACCGGGGGUUCCCCGGUGUUUCCAAGAGGGGCCCGAAGGAGGAAAGCAGGUUUGAGAAGCGGGGCUUAGACCCUAGCUGGGAAAAGGCCGAACCCCAAAGCAGAGAGCGGCUGCAGAGCAGGCGGCCCAACAGCCCCUGCACCUCCAGGUCCAGGCUCGGCUGCAGCAGGUGGGGCCCACGAAAGCGAAAAUGGAAAAGCGAGAUCCCGUGGAACCGGGACCGGGGAAGGAAUCCGAGCGGGCUGCAAAAGAUCCCAUUGUGGCACCCCCCAUAACAGUAACUCCCAGAUGGUCCCGGAUUAGACUACACCAGGUCAGGACGGAGCCACAAGAAGGGAUGUCCCAGCGACGGCAGGUGCUGCAGGCGCGACAGACCUCUCCUGAAAUUGUGUCAGCUCCAGACCCUGCCUUGGGAAACCCUCAGCUGCCGGAGCUCGAGCCGGAGGAUGACAUUGAGGUCUAUCUGGCUUCCUUCGAGCGAGUGGCUGAAGCCUGCCACUGGCCCAGAAGAGAGUGGGUGACCCGACUCCUGCCAUCCCUCACUGGAAAAGCCCAACAGGCCAUUAGCAGCCUGGAUGCCCGAGAGGCCCGAGACUACGGGAAGGUGAAGGCAGCCAUCCUGCGAGGCUGCAACAUCAGCACAGAGAUGCAGCGCCUUCACUUCAGGCAGUUCCGCUACCAGGAGGCCAAAGGGCCCCGAGAGGUCUGCAGCCGCCUGCGGGAACUCUCCCAUCGAUGGCUGAAGCCGGAGAUCCGCACCAAGGAGCAGAUCAUGGAGCUGCUGAUCCUGGAGCAGUUCCUGACCAUCCUGCCUGAGGAAAUCCAGAGCUGGGUCUGGGUACGUCACCCGGAAACUUGCGCCCAGGCUGUGUCCCUGGCAGAGGAUUUCCAGCUGGGACAGCGAGAGGCUGGAGUGUGGGAGCAACAGGUCACAGUGCGUGUGAAGGUCGAGGAAGUGACCCCAGAGGAGGUGGAGACCCCUGAAGCAUUAUGGGAAUCUCAGAGUUCCCAGCUGGAGCCACCACAGCCCAAUACCACGUGGGGAUCCCAGGAGGAGGUAGGACGGAGCAAGUACAAGUUGCCACGUGCCCCUGAAGAGGAGACGGAAGCUCUACAGGAAACUGCAGGUGCCAGGAUCCUGAGCAGAGCGGAGGAGCGGCCCAAUUUGGGAGAGCAAGAAAACUUGGAUCUGGCCCGAACAUCGCAAGGCGGAUCAGGAGAGAGUGUCGCCCGCAGACUUGAGCAGGAAGAAGCCUGCAAGAGGCAGAAGAGAAACUCAGCUGGGAAUGAGCGAAUUCCGCCAAGGGUGUUCCCACAGCUCCCUACUCAAGGGACACCUGGGGCCGUAAGAGACCUUAAAAGCCAGGAGAGCAGCGUUCACAUGAUGGAGAAACCCCACAGAUGUCGAGAUUGUGGGGAAAGGUUCUGGGAGAAGCAGGAACUCAUGGCCCAUGGGAGAGUCCAUGAGAAGGACAGACCCUAUCCCUGUCCUGAAUGUGGGAAGAGCUUCAACAGACUGACCCAUCUCCGAACCCACCAGAGAACCCACACGGGAGUGAAACCUUACUCCUGUGGGGAGUGUGGGAAAAGCUUCGGCCACCUCUCCACACUGACCACGCACCAGAGACUGCACACAGGGGAGAGACCCUACUCCUGUGCUGAGUGCGGGAAAACCUUCACCAACCCCUCGGACCUCAACAAGCACCAGCGCUCCCACACAGGCGAGCGGCCCUACCCCUGCGCCGAGUGCGGAAAGCGCUUCAGCCAGCAAUCCAAUCUGACAAUGCACCAAAGAAGCCACACCGAGGACAGACCAUACCCCUGCACUGAGUGCGGGAAGAGCUUCAAGUACCUUGCUGAUCUCACUGUGCAUGAGCGCUCCCACACGGGCGAGAGGCCCUUCCCCUGCCCUGAGUGCGGGAAAAGCUUCAGUAACAAAUCCUCUCUGGCUCGUCACCAGAGAAUCCACGCUAGAGCCGCAGCCAGAAACAACACUUACCUCAGCUGGGAUAAGGCUGUUUUCACAAGACACAAAAUGGCUGCAAAGCACAGUGGUCGGAAGCCCCUGGGGCUGCAGAUCCAGGGUCCACUACAACAAAUGGUGCUAACGCAUGUCAAAGUGGAAACAGAAAAUCCAGCAGGGCCCAAACCAGGGAAGGAAUUGGAGAGAGAAGGGAAAGACGCUGCUGUGAUGCCACCCAUCUCAGCAUGUCCCCCAUUGUCCCGGACAGGACGACAAAAAUCCAGCUCUGAGCAACAGGAGAAGAUCCCCCAGCAUUGGGAAAAUCAAAAUCAGGACAUGCUGCGAGCCCCAUGGACCUCUUCUGAGGCUGUACCGGCAUCAGCCCGGGCCUGGGGAAACCCAGAACUGCCUGAGCUCACACCAGAGGAUGACAUUGAGGUCUAUCUAGCUUCCUUCGAGCGAGUGGCUGAAGCCUGCCACUGGCCCAGAAGAGAGUGGGUGACUCGACUCCUGCCAUCUCUCACUGGAAAAGCCCAACAGGCCAUUAGCAGCCUGAAUGCCAGAGACGCCCAAGACUACGGGAAGGUGAAGACAGCCAUCCUGCGAGGCUGCAACAUCAGCACGGAGAUGCAGCGCCUUCACUUCAGGCAGUUCCGCUACCAGGAGGCCAAAGGGCCCCAGGAGGUCUGCAGCCGCCUGCGGGAACUCUCCCAUCGAUGGCUGAAGCCGGAGAUCCGCACCAAGGAGCAGAUCAUGGAGCUGCUGAUCCUGGAGCAGUUCCUGACCAUCCUGCCUGAGGAAAUCCAGAGCUGGAUCUGGGUACGUCACCCGGAAACUUGCGCCCAGGCUGUUUCCCUGGCAGAGGAUUUCCAGCUGGGACAGCGAGAGGCUGGAGUGUGGGAGCAGCAGGUCACAGUGCACGUAAAGGUUGAGGAAAUGGAGACACCUGAAGCAUUAUGGGAAUCUCAGAACUCCCAGCUGGAGCAACUGCAGCCCAGUCACAAGUGCGUCUCCCCAGAGGAGGUUGGACAAGACAAGUCCAAGUUGCCUUGUGCCGAGGAGAAUCAAACACUACAGGAAACUGGUGCUGGGAUCCUGAGCAGAACUGAGGAGCAGCCUUGUGACGAAGGCCCUGAAAACGUGCUGCUGCCCAGCGUACCAGAAAGGGGAUCAGGGGAGAGUGUUACCCACAAAUGUGAGCAGGGAGAAGCCUGCAAGAGGCAGAAGAGGAGCCCAGCACUUGAGACAGAUCCCCCAGGGGAAUGUGAGAGCAGAUUUAGGAGACUAACCCAGCUCCCUGCACCGGGGAGACCACGGACCACAGGAGACUAUCACUGUCAAAGCAAUUUUCUCAGGACAGAGAAACCCCACAGAGGUAGAGACUGUGGGGAAAGGUUCGGGGACAAGCAGAAGCUUACAGAGCAUGGAAAAGUCCACAGGAGUGAGAGGCCCCAUCCUUGUGCUGACUGUGGGAAGAGCUUCAACCGCCUAGCUCAUCUCAAGACACACCAGAGAACCCACACAGGAGAGAAACCCUAUUUCUGUGCAGAGUGUGGGAAACGCUUCGGCCACCUCUCCACACUGACCACUCACCAGAGACUGCACACAGGGGAGAGACCUUACUCCUGUGCUGAGUGCGGGAAAACCUUCACUCACCCCUCAGACUUGAAUAAGCACCAGCGCUCCCACACAGGUGAGCGACCCUACCCCUGCGCUGAGUGCGGGAAGCGCUUCAGCCAGCUCUCCAACCUGACUAAACACCAAAGAAGCCACACUGAGGAGCGGCCUUACCCAUGCACUGAGUGUGGGAAGAGCUUCAAAUACCUCGCUGAUCUCACUGUGCACGAGCGCUCUCACACGGGCGAGCGGCCCUUCCCAUGCCCUGAGUGCGGGAAGAGCUUCAGUAACAAAUCCUCUCUGGCCCGUCACCAGAGAAUCCACGCCAGAGCCGCAGCCAGAAACAAGUGAGACCAUGUUUAGACUAUAGACUAAGCAAGAGCUCCCCUCCCGUUAGCCUGUAUAUGUGAUUGGAGCAGAACAUGAGCCACUACUACACAGCCUGAGGGAAGUCAGCCCUCCACCCUCCCUUAUGCCAUCAUCACCCCCUCACAUCCUACAGGAGAAUGAGGGAGGCUUAAGUGGAGUCCCAGUGCCUGAAACCUCCAGAAGAUAUUCUGUUCUUACCUGCUUUUACUAAUAGCACCUAGCUCUUGUAUAUCUCUCUCCAUAUGUUGAAGUGCUGCAGAAAGGCGGUAAGGUGAUAGGAGAGCCCUGGUUUCCUUUCUGCUGCUCUGGGGCAGGUGUGUAUUUGUAGUAUCCAUAAGCAAAGCAGGCCAGCCAGAGGAGAAAGGAUUUUUGUUUUCCAAGGCCCCAACAUCUGAGAUCUAUCAACUCCACAGGAGAAAUGGUCCUGCUUCCCAACAGCACUCUGCUAGCAGCACCUCUCACUGCCUGGCCCCUGCAAUGCCUGAUUUGUAACUCAGGCCUGGUCUACACUAUGCGUUUAAACUGAAUUUAGCAGCAUUAAACCGAUUUAACCCUGCACCCAUCCACACAAUGAGGCCCUUUAUAUCGAUAUAAAGGGCUCUUUA
Molecule: messenger RNA, 4706 nt
Organism: Mauremys mutica (yellowpond turtle)
Lineage: Eukaryota; Metazoa; Chordata; Testudines; Geoemydidae
Exons: 7
Coding region: 343-4083 (1246 amino acids)
Biological process (GO): regulation of transcription by RNA polymerase II
Molecular function (GO): DNA-binding transcription factor activity, RNA polymerase II-specific; RNA polymerase II cis-regulatory region sequence-specific DNA binding
Source: RefSeq, a predicted model, not a curated record